CCUAAAACAAAACAUUCAAUCCAAAACGUAACUGAGCACCAGUCCUGGCGGCAGCAAUAAACAAUCUGAUACUGAUUUUGGGGGGAAAUUCCUUGAAUCUCAAUCUACAGCCGCCUGAAAGCGCGAGCGAAAGAAAAAGCCAGAAAAGAUUAAUGGCCGGAAAUUCAACGUUUAAAUUAUUUUCGACGUCGGGAGGUUUAGGGUUUUUCGAUUCUUCUUCUGAGCCGCCUCUCCCUCCUCCCCCUCCUCCUGUCGAAGUACUUUCUUCUCAGGUUUCAUCCACUUUGAAAUGCUCUGUGGAACCAGUAAACUUGGAUGGUCUUACUUUGCUCAAGGGACGGCUAAGUACCAAAGAUGUUUUUGGAUUGCCUAACUCUGAUUUAGUACCUGGUGUCUAUGAAGGGGGACUAAAGCUUUGGGAAGGUUCACUGGACCUUGUUAAAGCUCUCCGCUCAGAGGUUCAAAAUGGGCAUUUAUCAUUUGCAGGAAAGCGAGUUUUGGAGCUUGGAUGUGGUCAUGGACUUCCUGGGAUCUUUGCAUGCCUUGAGGGUGCAGCUGUUGUACAUUUUCAAGAUUUCAAUGCAGAAGUUUUGCAAUCUCUCACCAUUCCCAAUGUAAAUGUCAAUAUUUCAAAAGAAUUUCACUGUACUGCAUCAGAUGAGAAAAAUUGUGAUUCUGGUGUGGAAUUACGUUUUUUUGCUGGUGACUGGGCUCAAAUCCAUCGUUGUCUUCCUCAUGUACACAACAGUGAAGAAGAUCUGAACUGUUGCUCAGAGCAGUGUCCAGUUUCGGGUUAUGAUAUCAUUUUAAUGGCAGAGACUAUAUAUUCACUCUCUGCUCAACAAAGUCUCUAUGGACUUAUAAAGAAGUGUGUACAGCGUCCUUAUGGAGUGGUAUAUAUGGCAGCAAAAAAGUAUUAUUUUGGAGUUGGUGGAGGAACACGCCAAUUCCUAUCCAUGGUAGAGAAAGAUGGAGUUAUGGAUGCAAGUUUGGUUGCAGAAGUUGUGGAUGGUUCUUCUAAUGUUCGAGAGGUCUUGUGGCUGUCCAUAUGAGGACCGCAGCAUUAAUGACAAGGAGCAUUCCACUUCGGAGGGACCUUUCACUAAAAGCCACUUCGAUUACGCUUGGUUGUCAUUCACUAAAAAAGUCUUCAAAUUCUUAAAUCAUGU
This is a messenger RNA of Manihot esculenta (cassava), 1169 nucleotides long. RefSeq names its product histidine protein methyltransferase 1 homolog. Lineage: Eukaryota; Viridiplantae; Streptophyta; Magnoliopsida; Malpighiales; Euphorbiaceae. The record is from RefSeq and is a predicted model, not a curated record. Bases 153 to 1052 code for a protein of 299 amino acids. The transcript has 9 exons.